AUGGACUCCUCAAGGGCACAUAGCCGUAUCUCAAAGACUCUCGCUCAUUUCCAGCCUCAUAAAAAUAAUGGCCAUGACGCGGUUAGCUCUACUUCGAAUCUGUGUGCUGCUGGCAAACGUUUAACAAAAUUAUCUCGAUCAUGUGCAGGAAUGGUUGCCAUUGUAACUGGAGCUGCAUCAGGAAUGGGGAAGGCUACAGCUGAACUAUUUGCUGAUGAGGGCAUCUUCGUUGCAUGUGUAGACUUGCAUACUGAUCAAAUCCAGAAAGUUGUUGAUGGAAUUAACGAGGUUCAUCCAAAUCGAGCUAUUGCUUUCACACUGGAUGUGCGAGACAAGGAUGGUUUGAAGAAGCUUGUGGAGGAUGUCGUGUCGGCAUGGCAUAGAUUGGAUAUUAUCAUUAACAAUGCCGGUGUUGGGAUUCCAGGUGGUGCUCAGUCUGCCGAGGACAAGUUCUUGCAUUCGUGGAAUACAACCAUGGAUGUCAACUUGAAUGCUCACAUCUUCCUGAUCCGCGCUGCACUACCACACUUAUUAAAGUCACCAAGUGCUAGAGUCGUCAACAUCGCAUCUACAGAAGCAUUCGUUGGAACCGGAAAUCUUGCAGCCUACACGGCAUCAAAACACGGUGUUGUCGGACUGACAAAAUCCCUGGCUGCUGAAUUGGGAUCCAAGGGAAAUAUAACAUUCAACGCUAUCUGUCCUGGACCGAUACACACCGGCCUGACACAAUUCCUGGAAACUGACGAGAAGGAACGAUAUGCGAGACGAAGAGUUCCAAUUGGGAGGUUUGGACACCCUGAAGAGGUCGCUCAUGCCACGCUGAGUUUGUGCCUGCCUGCAGCAAGCUAUAUCAAUGGAACUACGCUCGUCGUGGAUGGUGGAAUGAUAAUCAGGCAUGCGUUUGAUAGACAGGACCGGUAA
Synchytrium microbalum is the source of this 921-nucleotide messenger RNA. RefSeq lists its product as uncharacterized. Lineage: Eukaryota; Fungi; Chytridiomycota; Chytridiomycetes; Synchytriales; Synchytriaceae. The record is from RefSeq and is a predicted model, not a curated record. Gene Ontology annotation, molecular function: oxidoreductase activity. The coding region runs from base 1 to 921 and encodes 306 amino acids. The transcript is spliced from 5 exons.